AGUUGCUUUCACUGUAAAGGUGCUGCUUAAAUCUGUCUGCUUCUACCACAACCUCACAUUAGAUUGGGAUCUUCUUACCACUUUUUUGCAGGAAACAGAAAGUGUUUUUGUAUUUCCUGAAACAGAGUAAAAGAUUUCGAGCUUAGUCCCUCAAGUCUAACACAGUUAAUAAUGUUUUGUUACUGCACUGCCAUCCUGCUCCUUAUUUUUCAAAAAUGUGUCUUCUGUUACAAACCAUGUGGAGAGGUGAAAAAUGUUUCUGCUGUUGAGGGGGAGAACGUGAUCCUACAAGUGGAUGAAGAAAUGAUUACAGAAAUUUCCUGGGUUUUUGGUAACAAACAUAUAGCAACUACUCAACCAAACAAAACUAUCGAUAUAAAAAGUUGGGAUUACAGAUCAAAGCUUUACACUGAGGGAAACGUCUCACUGGGAAUCGUAAAAAUAAACACGGAACAAAGCGGAACAUUCGUGGCCAGUAUUUUUAAGGAAAAAGGUGAAUGUAGUCAAGAAUAUCAUCUCACUGUGUACAGCACAGAGAAGGGCGGGAUGGUGGCCAUUGUGACACUCAUGUGCGUGGUUCUGAUAGUACUGGUGACUUUCUGCACUUGCUGUCUGAAGAACAAGAAGAUGAGGACUAUGCGCUGUUCUAGCUGUGGGAGAAAACCGAUCACUGCACCAUUUACUGGAAAUAUUCAGAAAGAAAAUGUUUAUUAUGAAAUACUCUUAAAGGGAAAUCCUCCUAAUAUGACAGUCAACCAUGAGAACAAGGACGUCAUAGAAAGGAGGGAGACAGUGGUAAACACCAUCUAUGCCACAGCGACCAAUCCAUCCAUGGUUCCAGUCGAUAACUAAAUGCUCUGAGGUCCAGUCUACAGUACAAGAAAUGAUUGUAUGAUAAAUGAUCCUGACCUCGAUGUAUGGAAAUCCACUAUGGUGAGGAGACCAGAUGCCUGAAGAAAACAGACUAGGAGGUGCUCUUCAAUAGUCCAGACUGCAAGAAAGCUUGAUGCACUAUUCCAGUUAGUAUAUCUACCUUGGCUGAUUGGAUAAGAGAUCACAUGGCCUACACCAGGGGAGGUUUAGAAGAAAGAGGCUGCAGAAGGACCACUUGAAGCCUCUCCGCCAGCAGAAUGGUAAUACAGACAUUUGAAUACAGAGAAUAUUGAAUAACUGAAAUAGAAAAUAGAUUUUAAAAAAUGGUUUCUACACCCCAACAUAUUCAUCAUAUGAAGAUAUCAUAACCCAUCUAUGACAUAGAGAGCACCAAAAACGUUUGCUGGCCUUACACCCUUAUCUGCUUGUACUGGGAACAUACCCUAUAAUAAUGAAUGGCAGCUUUAUCCAUAAAUCUGAUUUUAGUAAACUAUUAUUUUUUACCAUGAA
Molecule: messenger RNA, 1383 nt
Organism: Bufo gargarizans (Asiatic toad)
Lineage: Eukaryota; Metazoa; Chordata; Amphibia; Anura; Bufonidae
Exons: 6
Coding region: 172-852 (226 amino acids)
Source: RefSeq, a predicted model, not a curated record